This is a messenger RNA of Pseudophryne corroboree (corroboree frog), 4855 nucleotides long. RefSeq names its product mitogen-activated protein kinase 1 (gene MAPK1). The transcript is spliced from 9 exons. Lineage: Eukaryota; Metazoa; Chordata; Amphibia; Anura; Myobatrachidae. Gene Ontology annotation, biological process: intracellular signal transduction; protein phosphorylation. The record is from RefSeq and is a predicted model, not a curated record. Gene Ontology annotation, cellular component: nucleus; cytoplasm. The coding region runs from base 245 to 1333 and encodes 362 amino acids. Gene Ontology annotation, molecular function: ATP binding; MAP kinase activity.
GCCCCGCCUCCCGGACCCAGCCCAUACGGCCCUCCCCUCACACACCCAGCGGGCGGGAAGGCGUCAGCCAGACAGCGCCUCACACAGCCACCGAGCUCACCCGAACGGGAUCCUGCAAGCCUCGGCCGCCGCCUCCCACACACCACCAACCAGCAGGACAGCGACACCGCCGACAGCGAGCCAGGGAGAGAGAGACAGCCCUGCCGGGGACAGCGCCAGCAAAUACUCUCCGUUGACAGCAAAUAUGGCGGCUGCGGCUGGGGCCUCGGCUAACCCCGGAGGGGGACCCGAGAUGGUGCGGGGACAGGCGUUUGACGUGGGCCCGCGAUACACCAACCUCUCCUACAUCGGGGAGGGGGCCUAUGGCAUGGUGUGUUCUGCGUAUGACAACGUGAACAAAGUGCGAGUCGCUAUCAAGAAAAUCAGCCCCUUUGAGCAUCAAACGUACUGCCAGAGAACAUUGAGGGAGAUCAAAAUCUUGUUGCGCUUUAAACAUGAGAAUAUUAUUGGAAUAAAUGACAUUAUUCGUGCAUCGACCAUCGAGCAAAUGAAAGAUGUGUACAUUGUUCAGGACCUUAUGGAGACUGAUCUGUACAAACUCCUCAAGACCCAGCACCUUAGCAAUGACCACAUUUGUUACUUCCUCUAUCAAAUCCUGAGAGGACUGAAGUAUAUCCAUUCAGCCAAUGUUUUACAUCGUGAUCUUAAACCAUCAAACUUGCUGCUUAACACUACCUGUGAUCUCAAGAUUUGUGAUUUUGGACUGGCUCGUGUUGCAGACCCAGAUCAUGACCACACUGGUUUUCUGACAGAAUAUGUUGCCACACGCUGGUACCGGGCUCCAGAAAUUAUGCUAAAUUCCAAGGGUUAUACCAAAUCAAUUGAUAUUUGGUCUGUCGGCUGCAUUCUUGCAGAGAUGCUAUCUAACAGACCCAUAUUUCCUGGAAAGCAUUACCUUGAUCAACUUAAUCAUAUCCUUGGCAUACUUGGAUCACCUUCUCAAGAGGAUUUGAACUGUAUAAUCAAUUUGAAAGCUAGGAACUACUUGCUUUCUCUCCCACACAAAAAUAAGGUGCCCUGGAACAGACUCUUCCCAAAUGCAGACCCCAAAGCUCUUGAUUUGUUGGACAAAAUGUUGACUUUCAAUCCUCACAAACGAAUUGAAGUAGAGGCAGCUUUGGCUCACCCUUACCUGGAACAGUAUUAUGACCCAAGUGAUGAGCCUGUAGCUGAAGCACCCUUUAAGUUUGAAAUGGAGCUGGAUGACUUACCCAAGGAGACGCUGAAGGAGUUAAUUUUUGAAGAAACUGCUAGAUUCCAGCCUGGAUACUGACUUUAAUAUGACAGCAGGGAGCGGCUGUGAAGGACUUCGCACUCCAACAUCUGUGUUCUUGACAGUUCUUCCUCCUUGGCCAUGUCCUGUGACCCAUCUCAGCUUGUCCAGUCUAACUCCUUUGAGCCAUUAAGGAGGGCGGUUCCUGGUAGUUGUGGCUUUUUUAUGCUUCUGAUGAAAUCUUUCAGUCUGGAGGAAUGUGUUUGACACUCCUUUCGUAAAGCCCUGUUGCAGUGUGGUGCGGCAAACACUUGCUGAUACCUUAAUUAACUGCUUGUUUAUUAAUUUUUUUUUUUUCUUUUUUUUUUUUAAACAGUUGUUUCUUUCCAGUUAUGUGGACAGACACUGUCCUGACUUUCACGGGCUUUACAUAUUGUGUCGUAUCCCAGGUUACUGAUGACUGUAACUGGCAUUUAUUUUUAUUUGUUUUGUGUACAUUUUUUUUUUUUGGGGGGGGUAACUAAUUUGCUGGGCACUUUAAAUCAAUAGAAAGCCCCAUUUACACAUAUCAUUUUAAAAUGUUGCAGCGAACAGCUUUGAAAACCUGAUUGAAUUUAUUGUAUAUUAUAGUUUCUGGUUUUCUGUAGCACUUAAUUGAGAUGUGUGAGCAAUUUUAAAAAUGUAUGUGCUUAAGGGACCUUGUAGUUUGAAAUCCUAACCAUUUCUAAAUAUUUGCUUACUUGUACAUCAAAUUCAAAUCAAAGCAUUGAAAUGCUGCUGCAAUGUACCAUAUAUUCACACAAAUAUAUAACUUGGGUUCUUCGUGCCAUCCUUUGGCCUUCAGAUGCCUACAUUUUUCAUGUAUGGAUCUUUCAGAGUAAGGUGAGUUUUUUUUUUUCAUAGGGCAAAGGUAUUGUAACAAAGUGAAACCAAAAUCCCAUGACUUUUUAUUUUUUAUUGGGGUUGGCAUGAGGCUUCAUAUUUCACUAUUGAAAUAGCAUGUUAAUGCUGGUUCAAUUGGUGCCAUGUUCAUUGAAUGUUUAGGCACUUGUAUUACUUACCCCUCCCACCUCUUUUAAUAUACAGAAAAAGAGUGCUACAUUGCAUCUUUAUAUAAUGACCGGUAUAGUUCUCUUGUUGGGGAUUUUUUUUUUCUUCCUGAAGAUGAAAACGUUGUGUUUUUUUUUUUGUUUUUUUCCCCUGUUUUCUUUUUUGUGUGUGUACAUAGCUGCUUUUUUCCUGCCUCAAGCUAGAGCAGCAAUCAAGCUAGCACUAAACUUUUAAACUGUAACCAUUACGUUCUCCACUUUCUGAAAGUAUUUGUUCCUGGAGUUGUAUUCCGUGGAGUUUAUUAGAUGUUAUGUCUCUGUGCAGUGCCGCCUCCUUUUUCCUCACUGCUCUCUGGUGAAAGAUUUGCCUUGUUAAAAAUGACUGUGCCCUCGCAUGACUGUUAAGCUUAUCUGUGCAAAGAUUGUCUAAGUGCCACACGCCUAUGAUUGAUUGAAGCAAGAUCUUACCUCUAAAUUGUGUUCUUAUGAGAUGUUAUCCUGUACCCUUCAUAAGGAUGAAACUGCUCGAUUUUAAAUUAAACCCUUUUGGUUUUCUCAUGUUGUCUUUCCUCUUCUAGCAAAAAAUAUUGCGACUUGUCUCAACUGCCUAGGAACAUGAGCAAAAAUUGCACUUGUAAUUCAAAAUAAAUUGGAAAAAUUAAUGAAUUUUUUUUUAUUAUAUAAAUAUAUAUAUAGAUUUUCCUUAUAUUUGAAGUUUAAUUGGUCAGUUUCUGUAAUGUAGGUUAUGUAAACUUUUACAGUAAUUUGGUGAAUGGGUUUACCAGGUAAUUUUGUGUUGCAUCAGUUUAUCAGAUUAUUGUUAGAUCAGAUACUUAUGUUUUAUUAAACGGUUGUGCACAAUCUCUCUUCUGUAAACACUUCUGCUACGUCAGUAGUCUGCUUUAUUGGGAAGUGCUGAAGAGCUAAACCUGACAUGUUUGCUUUACAUGAUAAUAUAAAGGAUUGGUUUUGCUGUGGUGAUAGGUCAGCACUACUAACCUUUUCUUUUUAUUUCAGUGUUUGAGGGAACCAUUAGCCAUACUUCACUGCAGAUGACGACCAGUAUAAUUCCUUUCACGCCUGAUAUCUGCAGUUUUUGCAUCUAUUUGUCACCUUGAUCUUAAAAUGAACCACUUGCGUUAUGAAAUUUUUCAGUUUGACAGGUUUUCGUUAGUGAGCUUUGCCACAUUUCUUGCACAUACCUUUCAUUCCCCUCCAAGCCCAAUUAUGACACCAGAUGCUUUAAGAAGCUUAUAGCCAACUGUUCGCCUUGCAUAAACAGCAUUCAACAGGGAAAAAAUAAAUAUAUAUAUAUAAAAUAUCUAUGCACUGACAUUUUUCACACUUCUCCCCUUCAUGAGCGUACUGCAUGGACCAUUUAGUCAUACAAAUUGCAUCAGGGAAAGAUGAAGCCAUAUUUAAAUCUGAAGAGGCAUGUAAAAAAUAGUCUUAAAUUCCUGUCCCAUAAAAUAACAAGUUGCUGAGGAGGUUUUUCAAUCUCCUUGUCGGUUUAAAAUGUCAUAAUCGAUUAUGCCAGUAAACUAGUUGAUAUUACAACAGGAUUACCAAGUGAUUUCAAAGCCCGCCCUUGCACAGAGUUUGAAGAGCAACAGAUUUUCUAAAAGCUGGGAUCACCAUGCAUGUCUCGCAUUAUCUCUGGAGAAAUGUGAAUUCCGGUAGAAGUAUUGCAUUGUUUGUGUGAUACAUUUAACAGGAGCAUCUGAACAGCCAAAACCGCCUGCUGCUUUCCCCUUUGGAGGUUUCUCACUACUAAAUGCACUUCACCUACUGCCUUCAGGUCUGCUCUUGUUCCCAAGAAAAACAUGUUUGAAAUAACAGUACACCAGUUGCUGGUUGCUCAGUCUGUGACAAUUCUUACUAGCUGGUUCCUGGUUUUGUGAAGAAAGCUUAUAUGCUCCAAAUGUUGAAACUCAAAAUGAAUAAAUAAAUAAAAUAAAAAAGCAACCAAUGGUUAGGGCUGGUGACUUUCUCCCCUUCCCUCAUUGCCUUUUGUGUUGUCAUAUACAAGCACUCUUAACAGAUUACUAAGAGCUUUGUACUUGCUUUGUACUGUUGGUGCCUUUUUAGUCUUGUAUUAAAAAUGUGUCUAGCUGAUUUAAGUAGGUUGUAAAGUUAGAGUUUUCACUGCUUAGAUGGACUGCGUUCACUUCCCCUUGUAUAAAGAGUGUGAAAAUAAGGUCCAUCAAGCAGUGAAUAAAUUGAGAGAGAACUAUUUUAUAACAAAUUCCUGUAUGUUCCUUUAAAUUGUAAUGUAACAACAUGUAUUUUAUUGUGAAAGGUAUGUAACCUGGUUAAUCGAUUAAAAAAAAAAAAAAUGUAUGAGAUUUAUAAAAAGAAAAAAAAAUUUUGUUAAUUCUAUUGAUGUAUUUAACUUUUUUUCCUCAAUUGGUUGGAUGUUCUAUAUUUCUGGCUUAAAACUGUAAAAAAAAAACAACAAAAAAAACAAACCAAUCUUGUAAGACACCACAAAAAGCAGAUUAAAUCAUUAAAAUUGUAUUCCUGUAUUACCAAA